CCAUCCAAAUUUCCCCACUAUUUUUGCUUCAUCAGAUCAAACCCAAGCCUUUCCUCUAUUGAAACCCAAGCACAGAAAACUAUGGCUACCACAUUUGCUACUGCCUCAACCGUGGCAGGCUUGGGAACAUCUUCUUUGUCAUCGCCUUCUCGGGCAUCUUCACCAAAGAAAGUAUGCUUGAACUCAGGCUUCCUAAAAUCUCCCGUAACGACUAGGAAUCCUUUGAGCCUAGCACAAAUAUCAGGAGGGAAGUUUACUUGCUUUGAGAGAGACUGGCUGAGGACAGACUUCAAUGUGAUUGGAUUUGGAUUAAUUGGUUGGAUUGCACCUUCCAGCAUUCCAGUAAUUAAUGGGAAAAGCUUGACAGGGCUCCUCUUUGAGAGUAUUGGAACUGAGCUGGCUCACUUCCCUACUGGUCCUCCUCUCACUUCUCCAUUCUGGUUGUGGAUGGUCACUUGGCAUUUGGGGUUGUUUAUCACCCUUACUUUUGGACAAAUUGGAUUCAAGGGGAGGACUGAGGGCUAUUUUGACAAAUGAUUUACAUGUUAUUAAUGUGUAUAAUAUGACCCAUGAAUUAAGUAUCUAAAGUUUGCUUCUUUCUUUUAACUUUCAUUUCUUUUAGUUCCCAAGUCUUGACUCCCUUUGUUAGUGAAUAUGAAUUCGUGGUGUUUGUACUCU
Messenger RNA from Coffea eugenioides, 678 nucleotides. Its product is annotated as photosystem I subunit O. The coding region runs from base 82 to 537 and encodes 151 amino acids. The transcript is spliced from 4 exons. The record is from RefSeq and is a predicted model, not a curated record. Lineage: Eukaryota; Viridiplantae; Streptophyta; Magnoliopsida; Gentianales; Rubiaceae.